Messenger RNA from Zasmidium cellare ATCC 36951, 717 nucleotides. RefSeq lists its product as uncharacterized. Lineage: Eukaryota; Fungi; Ascomycota; Dothideomycetes; Mycosphaerellales; Mycosphaerellaceae. The transcript has a single exon. The coding region runs from base 1 to 717 and encodes 238 amino acids. The record is from RefSeq and is a predicted model, not a curated record.
AUGGAUAAGUCGCCGUUCAAUAAGCUGCCCGCGGAGCUUCGGAAUCGGAUCUAUGAGUUUGCGCUGGCAGAUGACAUUUCCAUCGAUGCACGAUCGGAAGAACCCAUUGUCUAUGAGGACCUCACGGCCCGACUGGCUGUGACCGAGACUUGCAAGCAAGUGCGUCAAGAAGCUCUGCCUAUUUUCUACAGCAGCUGCCACAACUUCUACACCCCGAUUCUCGAGGACUGGCCAGAAGACGAGCAAGUGCCAUUCCUGGACGAAUUUGUCUUCUUCCUGGGCGCAUGGCUCAAGAAGCCGAACCCAUACCUCAACCAGUUGCGGCGUGUCAGAGUUCACUGCUCCGCUUGGCACGCUAACGAUGAGCGAGACGAUGUCCUGGUCCGUAUUCUACCUCUCUGCAUACGUGAGAUCCAGAACGUUCUCGCUGGGACUCGUGCUCGACUCGAGCUCUGCUUCCGGGCUCAGUGCAAUGAUUUCGGAGAACCACAGACGGGUAUACCAAUAUGUGUAAAUCCACAAGAUUUGCCAGGCUCGCUCAAGGAAGCCGAGAUCGCAUUGCAGAAUGAGCAGAGCCUUAUCAAAGGCGCUCAGGACCUUGUGGCGCCCGAAGUGACUGCGGAGGAUAUCGAGAGGCUGAAAUAUGACCUCCAACGUACACGGCGGAUCAUGGGCAAGUUUUUCGACGUUCUCGAGGCAACCGAUGUCAAGACUUAA